CCUGGCAGCAGGAGUCCGGGCUGGGGGACGCUGCCUGCGGCUGAGGUAGCGUCGCGCCGCCCGCCCCGUCACCCCGGCCCCCUGAGCCUUUCGCCAGCCCCCCCUCCACCUCCUCCGCGCCCCAAAAUGCAGCGCCGCCUCUGCGCCCUGCUCCUGCUGGCGUCCCAGUGCAUGGGCUCGGCAGCCGGGCUCUUCCCCUUCGGGGAGCCCGACUUCUCCUACAAGCGCUCCAACUGCAAGCCCAUCCCCGCCCCGAUGCUGCUGUGCCGGGGCAUCGAGUACCAGAGCAUGCGGCUGCCCAACCUGCUGGGGCAUGAGACGGUGCAGGAGGUGCUGGAGCAGGCGUCCACCUGGAUCCCUCUGGUGCAGAAGCAGUGCCACCCCGACACCAGGAAGUUCCUCUGCUCCCUCUUUGCACCCGUCUGCAUCGACGACCUGGACGAGAUCAUCCAGCCCUGCCACUCGCUGUGCGAGGAGGUGAAGGAGAGCUGCGCCCCGGUGAUGUCCGCUUUCGGCUUCCCCUGGCCCGACAUGCUGGACUGCAGCCGCUUCCCCAAGGACAACGACCUCUGCAUCCCGCUGGCCAGCAGCGACCACAUCCUCCCCGUCACCAGGGAAGCACCCAAGGUCUGUGAUGCCUGCAAAAACAAAAAUGAAGAUGAUAAUGACAUCGUGGAAAACCUCUGCAAAAACGACUUUGCCUUGAAGAUAAAAGUGAAGGAGAUUGCCUACAUCAAUGGGGAUACCAAGAUCACCCCUGAAACAAAGAGCAAAACCAUCUACAAGCUGAAUGGGCUGACAGAAAGAGAUCUGAGGAAGAUAGUGCUCUGGCUCAAAGGUGGCCUCCAGUGUACCUGCGAUGAGAUGAAUGACAUCAACGUGCCCUACUUGGUGAUGGGGCAGAAGCAAGCCGGGGAGCUGGUGAUCACCUCGCUGAAGCGGUGGCAGAAGGGGCAGCGGGCUUUCAAGCGCUUCUCCCGCAGCAUCCGCAAACUGCAGUGUUAGUGGCUUCGGCUCUGGCUGUCCUCCAGCAGCCACCCCCAUCCCAAGCUCUCUGGGCCUCCAGCUCCCUCCUGCUUUGGCCCCUGCGAGCCUCCAGAUGCCAUGGGCACGAGACACAGCUGCCCGAGAGGGGAAGAACCCCUCUGGUUUUGUACAUAGGUUAAAAUGUAAUAAAAAAAAAUAAUGCCUAUUUUUGGGAAGUAUUAAGGUAUCUCGCUUAAAGCUUGGGGUUUUUUUUAUGGUUGCAAACGUGACUUUGGUCUGAGGUCUUUCCCUCUUGGUUUUGGUAAUGCUGGUUCAUUUGCAUUGCUGCUUCUCUGUGUGCAUGCAUGUUUGUUGUGGCCGCAGAGAAAGCCGAGCCUGUCACCGCGGGCACAGCGCUUCCGCCGAGGUGACACGGCUUCCCACCCGUACCAACGCCGGAAAGGUCACCUUACCACUCUUGCAUGUGAUACAUAGGCACCAGUAAGAGUAUAUUAACCAUUCUCACUUUUUAUUUUCCACAAGUCUGAGCCUUCCUCUCUCAGAAAAAAAAAAAAAAAAAGAAGAACAAGUUUUGGAGCUGGUUGAUCUGAAUGCAACUUUUUUUUAUUAUUAUUGUUUUGCAAAUUAAACCAUCUGUAGCCUAACUGUAAUAUACCUAGUGGUUAUUCUGAAAGAGUUGUAAAAUAUUGCUUUAAUUAACCUUGUAAAUACUCCAGAUAAAUGUUAUAUUCUUGUAUAUAAACUUUACGUCAUAGUUUA
Serinus canaria (Common canary) is the source of this 1746-nucleotide messenger RNA. RefSeq names its product secreted frizzled related protein 2 (gene SFRP2). Lineage: Eukaryota; Metazoa; Chordata; Aves; Passeriformes; Fringillidae. The transcript is spliced from 3 exons. The record is from RefSeq and is a predicted model, not a curated record. Bases 127 to 1005 code for a protein of 292 amino acids. Gene Ontology annotation, molecular function: Wnt-protein binding. Gene Ontology annotation, biological process: non-canonical Wnt signaling pathway; canonical Wnt signaling pathway; negative regulation of canonical Wnt signaling pathway.